AUGGACUUGGUAUGGUUUGAAAUGACGUAUGGCUUUGACUCACCGGCGUGGAAUCCAAGCGUGGAAGAAGUGGAUGCCGUGGUGUGUUUCACCAACGAUUGGAUGCGAGAUCGAGUGGUGGCGUAUUUGGGACAAGAUGAGAUUACGGGCCGCAAUGUCUUUCGACGACAAGCAGUCGAGUUGCGAGUUGUAUCGCACUACAUGGACUGGGAUUUGGCUGGCGACGAUCAGUUGGUGGUGACGUUGUUUGCGUACAUUCAAGACAAGAGCAAUGGAGAAGUGGUGGACCCAUCUACGUCGUUUCGAGCGUUUGAAUUGACGAGUGAAGAUGCGACGGCCUAUGUGACCAAUUACGUCUGGAAUAUCGUUGACACCAAUAAUCUCUUCUACUACACCAAUCGCAUUGAAGUCAGGGCGCGACUCAACGAACCCAUUCCAUCAAAUGACGAAAUCAAACUGCAAAAGUCUAUUUGUGAAAAAGACGAAACCAGGUCUCCCACGGCAUCACCUAUUCAAGCUGCACAAGCUACUCCUGCUCCGACGUCACUACCUGCUCAAGACACUACUCCUGAAUCACCAGCAGGUCCACCUGACAAUGAGAACAACAACCCAUCUCCAAGUGGCGUUCCAGGUGGUGACAUCAACUUUCCUCCGUUGCCCGAUACAAAUCCAACUUCUUCUACUUCUAGCACUCCGGAACCAGCAACACCUCCUACUAGUGCUCCGACUGCACAAGAAACGACUGCUGAGACUCCACAACAGCCAACAACAGGAGCGCCCACUACGGACACACCAACAGAGUCUCCUACGGACAGACCCACAACAUUAGAACCAACAGCGGCACCCAUUGCAGUUGUCCCCGAGUCAACUCCAGAACCAACGACUGGUACUAGUAGUACACAACCACCAUCCGUGGCACCACCGACUGCUACAGAUACAACAGAGACAACUGCUACAGAUGAUGAUACAAAUACAAAUAAUAAUGCAGACUCAAACUCAAAUAAUGAAGAGUCGCCUUCUGAAACUGCGGCACCCGCCACCACUCCGACAACCAACGACAACCCUUCUUUUGUAAUAGGAGGACCGAACAAUAAUAAUCAGGAUGAAUCGACCGCAUCACAAGGAGGACCACCCGCCACAGAUGGCACCACCAUUUCCACAGUGGCCUGGCGCAUGGUAUUUCAUUGGCCCCAAACAACAACAAUGACGGAUAUUAUACGGGAACCCACAAGGACCGAAAUGGUGCAUGUGCUGUGUCAAUUCCAACGAUUUCUCGAGAAACGAUUGGAACAGGCUACACAGUAUGCCCCGAUUGCUGUGGAGCUCACCGAAGCUACUUGGAAACUCUCCAAUGCCACCAGUAUGGUCGUCAAUUUCGUGUCCAAUUCGUACUACGUGUUGUCGGAAGAAGGAGGCUUGUACGAUCACGUUCCGCCCAAUGUCGUUGUGGCGUCCAUGCAACAAGACGAACAAAUACAAGAACAACAAUACUUGAUGGGAUAUAUUCGCAAUGAAACAACGACGGGCAACAAUAACAAUGUCAUUGACAAUAUUGUGCACGAAGCCACGCACUUGGAAAUUCAACCGUGGGCACUCUGCUCCAAACUGCCACCGGGACGAUUGCGCGUGGCGGUGUGUAGUGCCAAGACUCUCGUUGAUCCAUCCGCCGAUAUUUUGGGCAUUCGUCUUGACUUGGAAACCAUUCCCUCCGAGUUUGAAGGAUACGGACAAGAAUUGUUGGGGCCGCGACCGUGCGAAGCCCGUACCAGUCCUCCUCGCAAUUCGACUAACGGUAGUGGUGGCGGUAGUGACAGUGACAGUGAUGAUGAACGAGAAAUGUACAACACCCGAGCCCCGUUGGCGUACCAAGACGUUCAAAAACGCGCCUAUCGACUCGAAGUCAGUUUUACCGUUUCCAAUUUGGACGGCAUUACCAGUCCCACCGACGUCAAUCGAACCGGACUGGAUGUCGCCUUUCCGUGGUUUGUCGCCGGGCUCAUGGAGGAAUUUUACGGUGGUUCCGUGGGUCGUCGGUAUUUGCGGGUGGGGCGCAAUCUUUAUGACGGACCGGUGCGGUUGUCGUACGUCCAAAAUUCGGCCUGGGUCGACAGCAUUGAAUCAAUGGACUGUAUUGGUGACAAUGUCCAUCCCGAUUUAAUUUGUCAUCAAGUUUUGGGCGUCUACUCCUUGGUCGCCGAUCCCAUCCGGAUUACACGACGAGCACUACAAGCCUCGCAACAACAGACCGUGACAGCCGGCAACACGCCAUGGCAAGUCUUGGUACUCCAAGAAACCUACAAACGAAUCCACGACGGAACGUUUUACGGGGUUCUCAAAACCAAGGCGCCAGAGACACCGCUUCUGAUUGGGACCAUUCCACCCCCGGAAUCCGGAGGUGGGAUGGGCGCACUGUAUGCACUCAUGGCCGUUUGCAUUGCCUUGGCGCUAUGCAUUUGCUGUCUUGUUCGUAUGCUAAUGCUCUCCAAGCAACGACGAGAGGAAGAAUGGAAACGACGACUCUCGCGUCAAAAGUCCAAACUGAAUUUGAAUGAUGACGAUGAUCUUUCUACUACUAGCAAACAACGUCCCAAUAAAAGAAAGUCCAAGAAACACGACGACGACGACCAAAAAGCAAGCAACAAAACGAUCGAUACGACUGGAUCCACCAACCCAUCGACUCCGACGGAAUUUAUGGAUGAAGAUGCCGUUUUGGCCUAUUACGAAGACUUGGCCCAAGACGAGGACAUUGACAGCAACCCAUCGGAUGACAGGAAACAAGAAAAGGACAAGAAAGGAAAAGAUGCAGCAUCGGAAACGGAAACCGACACGGAGAACAACUACAAGAACGUGUCCAUGGAUGAGGAUUGGGGAGACUCCAACGAUAAGUCUGACAAUGAUGAUGAGUCUAGUAUCACAGAGCAUCCUGACUAUGAACAAAUGAAGGUCUCAGAUCUACAAAAGUUGUGCCAGGCCCAAGGAAUUAGCACGGCAGGCAUGUUUGAAAAGAGGGAAAUGGUCAAUGCCUUACAGGCCUUGAACAGCAAAUCAGGCUCCUCAACUGCACUAAACGUUGGGAGUGGUGGCGUGGAGGGAGAACCUAGCAAUGCCAAUGCAGAGAUUCCUGACUAUGAGCAAAUGAAGGUCUCAGAGUUACGGAAGUUGUGUCAGGCCCAAGGAAUCAGCACUGCUGGAAUGUUUGAAAAGAGGGAAAUGGUGGAUGCAUUACAAGCCUUGAACAGCAAAUCAAACUCAACUACACCAAACAGUGGGAGAGGUGGCAUGGGGGGAGAAUCUAGCAAUGGCGAUGCAGAGAUUCCCGACUUCGACCAACUGAAGGUCUCAGAGCUACGGAAGUUGUGUCAGGCCCAAGGAAUUAGCACUGCUGGAAUGUUUGAAAAGAGGGAAAUGGUGGAUGCCUUACAGGCAAAGCAUGGCACGUGA
Seminavis robusta is the source of this 3441-nucleotide messenger RNA. The record is from the annotation of a GenBank genome assembly. NCBI's taxonomy places the organism in Eukaryota, Bacillariophyta, Bacillariophyceae, Naviculales, Naviculaceae.